Acanthocheilonema viteae is the source of this 185-nucleotide messenger RNA. Lineage: Eukaryota; Metazoa; Nematoda; Chromadorea; Rhabditida; Onchocercidae. The record is from the annotation of a GenBank genome assembly.
AUGCAUCUUCUCAGUACUUUGUUAUUGGCCUGUCCAUCACAGCCAGGACCCAAAGGGCCAGAUGGCAAGGAUGGAAACAAGGGACCGACUGGAUCACAAGGACCACCAGGACCUCAAGGAGCGAUAGGAGAUCCUGGAGUGCAGGGAUAUCCAGGAGCAAAAGGUAUUCGUGGGCCUCGAGGACA